CGAUAAUAUUUUGAUUUUAUACCAAGUGUUGUUAAUAUUUGUUAAAAAUGUAUCAAUCUUAUUAUUAUUUCUUUCGUCUAAUGUAAUACGACCCAAAUUGUUUGUUGAGUGUAAUUGUACAUUUUCUAAUUCAUGUAUCAGACAAAAAGAAUUGUAAUAUAAAAGACUACACUUUCCCUAAAAUUUUAGCUUUUGUUGUUUAAAAUGAAUAAUGAUACAACGGUGGACUACUCAAGCGGGUAUAAAAACCUCGAAAAUUCAGUAGAGAACGGCGCACAUUCUCUUAAAGAGAAUACUAACGUGAAUGAUGUAGAUACUCUCUUGAGUUGCAUAAACUUAUGGCAGAAGGAGAAUAAAGAAAAUUCAAAGCUUCAGAAGCUGGAUACUUUCAGGAACAUACCAACAAUUCCGUUCAAUUCUACAAACUCUUUGUUGAAACAUGAUAUUAAUAAAAUAAAUGGGUCUAUUAAUGAAGGGUUUAUGAAUUUGCUUGCAUUAAAACCUGACUUAGAAGAAGGGAAGAUUGCGGAAGAGGACUUGUAUAAGCACUCAUCCGGUUUAUACACCAACACAUUACUCAAUUUUGACCAUAAGAGUAUAAUUUCUAAUUUAAAUUAUCCCAUUGAUUAUUAUUAUGAUAAAUUGGAGCUUGCAGGCGAAAACGCCAGAGAUAACGCCAGUACCAAUGAAAAUUCCAGCGACGGCACAAUGGGGAAUGAGCAAUCGGAGUUUACAUCGAGAUUGAGAACUCAAACUCAGAAUCCAAAUAACCCAAAACUGUCAGAAAACUGUGAAUUUAGUAAUGCUAAUCAAUUUAAAAGCGUUGCUGCUACCGAAAGUGUCAAAAGCAACCCGAAACAUGUAGAGUAUAACAGUAUUAAUACAAAUAGUAAUACAAAUUAUGUAAAUUAUAAGUCUGCAAACUAUGAAAAUAAUAGUUUGCAAGACCAAGCAAAUGUAGAUGAUAAUUAUAUUGACGAAUUUAAAGGAAUGAUUGGAAAGUUCAUUAAUGGUGAAAACUACCAUGCUUCCAAUCACUUAACGAAUGUACCAAACAGAGGCUUUCAACACGAUAACAUAUUAACAAGUGAUAACGUUCUGAUUGAUAGAGACUUUGAUGAGGAUUUGGAGAAUGAAGAGAAUCCAAUAUUGUCAAUGUGGAACAGACAAGAUGCGAUAAUAACUGAGAGGGACAUACUUGUAUACGGCAAAAGCGAUUCCAAUUUGGAGCUGCUAACCAAUUCUUCAAACGAUAACAAGACUCCCCAAAAUAAUAUGGACAUGAUCAAAGAUGUAAGUGUCAACUGCCAAAUCGACCAGAUACUGAACAUCAAGGAGGAACCUGAGCCAGAGAAGAUAAGAGGAGUGUGCUUUUGUAAGAGCGACAACAGUUGGACCGCCUGGUGGACUGAGAAGGGCAAAAGCAGGAAAAAGGCCUUUAAACUUAGUCUCUACGGUUAUGAAGAAGCCAGAAAAAAGGCAAUUGAACACAGAUUAUACAUUGAGGAAAUAUUGCCUGAACUAAAGGAGAAGAAAUUUAAAACCGCCAAAAGGAAGGCCAGCACCAUGAGUACACCAACUACCUCCAUCAACUCAGUGAGUACAACAAACGUAACACCGAGAACCGACAAGGAUGAAGCACCUGCAAAGGAGGAAGGAAUAUUCAGGGGCACAAGAAAUAGGUCGAGAGAAAAGAAUGAAGAGAACGGAGUGUACUUCAAGGAUAACGUCUGGUAUGCCACUUGGAUUGAUCCGUUUGGAUUAAGAAAAGUCAACGCGUUCCCUGUAACCAAGGAGGUACCUUUCCUUGCAGCAAGGAAUAAGGCCAUUAGUGCCUACAAUAUGAACAACUUUGUUACAAAUGCUAAAAAUAAUCCCCAAAAUACUUACGUACAAAGUAACCUCAACCACCAAAAUUUCAUCACCCCCAAUAACCACUUCAAUAACUCUGAUAGAGUUAAUAGUCCAACCUUAAAUACCAUGAAUAAUGGCACCGACAGGCCUAAUAAUUACAAUGGCUUGAAUAGCAACUUGAUUUACGAGAUGUCGAAAAGGAGAAAGGUGAACAUGGACAGUUCAGUGGGCUCAAAAACCGAUGGUUGUGAAUAUUUCAAGAACAUGGAGAAGAAAAUUGAUGGUGACUUGGAAAGGGGCAAAGCAAGAGCAACUCAAUACUCUGGAACGGAAAAUGAGCCUGCGACAUCAACUCAAACGAGUCAGAAUCCCCAAAUAUUUCUCCAAAACGUUCAAGAAUAUAGAUUACCAGAGUCAGAGAAUGUACAACAACCCCCGGGGACAAACAAAAGAGCCGAAGCUAAGUUAAACUCACACCACUGCCAAAUCAAGUUGGAAAGGUCAAUACUUGAUGAAAUCGAAAAGGCUAUUAACAAAUCACUGGCCCAGAAUUCAAAUCAACCUUCUGAAAGCCAAAAAAUUAAUGGAAAUGGAAAUGGGUCAAGUGAGAAUAACAUAGAGAAAGUUAACGAGGAGGUUCAGUCUCCAGAUAACCACCGCCAAGAAGGUGACGAGACGCUCACAAAUGAUCAGGAAGAAAAAUCAGGGAAGUUUUUUGAAAAUGUAAAUGCACUUUGCAUCUCACACGCCGGCUUGGAUAAACAGUUCUCAGUUAGCAUUAUUCCAACUUACAUCCAAGGACCACAUCAAACACAACUUCUAACUUUUGUCAUUUUAAAUUCAUAACUUUAAUAUAUUAUGCUUUUA
Messenger RNA from Theileria parva strain Muguga, 2721 nucleotides. Its product is annotated as AP2 domain protein. Gene Ontology annotation, biological process: regulation of DNA-templated transcription. The transcript has a single exon. The record is from RefSeq and is a predicted model, not a curated record. Lineage: Eukaryota; Apicomplexa; Aconoidasida; Piroplasmida; Theileriidae. Bases 205 to 2700 code for a protein of 831 amino acids. Gene Ontology annotation, molecular function: DNA-binding transcription factor activity.